AUGAACUCGCGGACCGCGCCGGCGCGGCCAAGAAGGGCCGCAGGCUCGGGCGCGGCAUCGGCUCCGGUCGCGGCAAGACCUCGGGGCGCGGCCACAAGGGCCAGAAGGUCGCGAGCCGGCGUUGCCAUCAAGGGAUUCGAGGGCGGCCAGAUGCCGCUUUACCGGCGGCUGCCCAAGCGGGGGUUCACCAAUGCCCGCUUCCGCAAAACCUUCGAGACCGUCAACAUCGGCCGCUUGCAGGAGGCGAUUGAGCAGGGGCGUCUCGACGCAAGUGCGCCCGUGACCGAGGCCGCGCUGGCCGCUGUCGGGCUCACGCGCGGGCGUCACGGCGUGCGCCUUCUCGCCAAGGGCCGGAUCGAGAGCGCCGUCAUCGUCGAGGUGACCGGCGCCUCGAAGGCCGCCAUCGCUGCGGUCGAGGCCGCCGGCGGCUCGGUGACCCUCAGCGCGCCCGCCAAGGCCGAAACAACGGCCGAGGAAACGGCAAAGGACGCCUGA
Messenger RNA from Geodia barretti, 495 nucleotides. The record is from the annotation of a GenBank genome assembly. NCBI's taxonomy places the organism in Eukaryota, Metazoa, Porifera, Demospongiae, Tetractinellida, Geodiidae.